GCCUACGGCGAGCAAAACCGUCCAAGACGCGAAGUUUCGACUUUCGACAGACUGCCACUACAUGUCUGCCAGCGAAGCUGACGAGCGGCUACGUGCUCACCAAGCACGUCUCAUAAGUCCUCGGCUUGUGUCAUGCGGUGCUGACUGUUCGACUCUAUCGAGUGAGCCAUGGAAGUCAUAUCGAGGGUUCUCUCAGAGGCUAUCGUGCGGCCGCACCCUAGACUUUUGGGCCAUCUACAACGACCACAUCGACGUUCCCUUACGCGAUCAUCUUUCGGAAACAUUGAUUCCCUCUGUAGCAUGUGAGCUGAAUGAGGUGUACUCAACUGAACCAUUACCAGACGCCGAAUCACUGAGGCAAGCCAUACGGCGUGGGUUUGGGACUGAGAACAAUAGUCGGAUGGCCACCUUAUUGCGUCCUCGGCAAGAACUUCCUCAGCAUACGGCCCCAGACUCACAAAUCACACCAGCAGCUGCACCUCUUUCGGGUGCGAAACAAGCCCAGGAGGAAAUCAGCCAUAAGGCUAUAGAGUUGCAUACCGCACCACCCCCUCAAUUUCCAGGGGCUACGCGUGACUCCAAGAAGGAGCCCACCCGGCGAUGUGCUUUGCUGUUAGUCUACGGCCAUCAAGAUUGUGUUUUGCAUGUGGCAUCAACCGGUAAUUGUCGCGCAGUACUGGGUCGCCGCAGUAGGCGAAGGGGAGAAUCAUGGACGACCACGGUGAUCCCUGUGGACCAGCACUGCGUCAAUACCGCCGAGCAAAUGCACGCUAACUUUGUGCAUCCAGGAGGGUCGGGCCCCAAAAACUUGCCUAGAGCGCACAACUCGGAUGAUGAUGCCCGGACGAUUCCCAGACCGACUAUCUUGCAACUCACCCCUGAGCCACUGGUGACUAGUGUUGAGAUUGAGCCUGAAAGUGGAGAUUUCGUUGUAAUGGCCGCCUCGGGUAGACUCUGGGAGUGCUUAAGUGCCGCGGAAGUUGUAGCACUGGUAGGACGAUGGAUUGACGAGCCGGAGAACAUAGGGACUGAGGAGGGUCGACAAGGAUGGUCCAAGUACAUUAAGUUGGUGGGCUUGAGAACAGUGUCCAAUCGUGUCCUGACCUGCCAAGGAAAAUUGUCCCAAAGAACUUUGAACCUCGCGAGUCCAGAUGAAAGGUUCGUAAUGGAGGACGGAAAUGCCGCAUCUCAUCUUAUCCGGAAUGCUCUCGGAGGGAGGCUGCAGAGCCAGCCCUUGAGUGCUUGGUUCAGGUUUUCGCUUCUGCGUGGCAGGGGGUAUCCUGCUGACAUGACAGCCUCGGUUGUUUUCUUUGGUGGCAGACCCAGAGAUGUGGGUGCAAGGAUCAGAGGUCUGGCGGAACUAGCAGUUGGAUGCAGGGGUUUGAUUGCAAGGUUGCUCGUUGACAUCGCAAUGAGGUGUGCUGAAUUCGCUCAAGUAUUGGCUCUAGAAUUAUCUCCUUCAUCUCGUGUGUCCUUCCCUGACCGACUCAUUGUUCGUUAUACCAAUGGUGGUUUUGCUCUUGACGCUGAAUGGCCUUCAUACAUCCAUGCUGACGAGACGGGUUAUGCACGUCUAUACGUACCUGCCCCAAUCGAGGUGGUCCACACAACCCGAUUCUCGCUGGUUCAAUAG
Molecule: messenger RNA, 1633 nt
Organism: Aspergillus brunneoviolaceus CBS 621.78
Lineage: Eukaryota; Fungi; Ascomycota; Eurotiomycetes; Eurotiales; Aspergillaceae
Exons: 4
Coding region: 62-1633 (523 amino acids)
Source: RefSeq, a predicted model, not a curated record